Molecule: messenger RNA, 2391 nt
Organism: Sinocyclocheilus anshuiensis
Lineage: Eukaryota; Metazoa; Chordata; Actinopteri; Cypriniformes; Cyprinidae
Product: scavenger receptor cysteine-rich type 1 protein M130-like
Exons: 14
Cellular component (GO): membrane
Source: RefSeq, a predicted model, not a curated record
AUGGAGAAGAUGAAGACCUGUCUAAUGCUGAUGUUUCUGAUAAAACUCAUCACCUCUGACAGUGUAAAUGUGAGGUUGGUUGGUGGUCACAGUCGCUGUGCUGGUAGAGUGGAGGUUCUUCAUAGAGGUCAGUGGGGAACAGUGUGUGAUGACUGGUGGGAUUUGGUUGAUGCUGCAGUGGUGUGUAGAGAACUGGACUGUGGAGAACCUGUAGAUGCUCUGGGUGAUGCUCAUUUUGGAUCAGGAACAGGACCGAUCUGGAUGAGUUAUGUCAUGUGUACUGGAUCAGAGUCUACGCUGAAAAACUGUGGCUCAUCAGGAUGGGGUAAAACUCACUGUCUUCAUUCUAAAGUUUCUGGAGUCAUCUGCUCAGAGUGUGAUGAGUUCUGGGAUUUGGCUGAUGCUGCAGUGGUGUGUAGAGAGCUGGACUGUGGAGAAGCUGUAGAUGCCCUGGAUGAUGCUCAUUUUGGAUCAGACAGUGUAAAUGUGAGGUUGGUUGGUGGUCACAGUCGCUGUGCUGGUAGAGUGGAGGUUCUUCAUAGAGGUCAGUGGGGAACAGUGUGUGAUAAGUUCUGGGAUUUGGCUGAUGCUGCAGUGGUGUGUAGAGAGCUGAACUGUGGAGAACCUGUAGAUGUUCUGAGUGAUGCUCAUUUUGGACCAGAAUCAGGACCAAUAUGGAUGUAUUUUGCCAUGUGUAAUGGAUUAGAAUCCACACUGAAGAACUGUGGGCCAUUAAGACAAGCUGAAUGUUCUCAUAGACGAGAUGUUGGAGUCAUCUGCUCUAGUUCCUCUCUGGCUCUUCAUGAUGGUCUGGUGCGGUUGUCUGGAGAGAGACAGUGUGAGGGGGAGGUGGAAGUUUUCAUCCAUCAGGUCUGGAGGAGAGUUCUGCUCGACUCCUGGAGUCUCACUGAAUCCUCUGUGGUCUGCAGACAGCUGGGCUGUGGCUCUGUGCUGAACUUCUACGGCUCCUCUUCAUCCAGUCCUGAACACAGUCAUGAGUGUGUGACGGGCUUCCAGUGUCCACAAACCGUCAACUGCAGCUCCACACAACAGCUGUCAAUCACGUGCAUCGGUCGCGGGUCCAUCAGGCUGGUGGGUUCUGGGGGAGACUGUGCAGGGAGGCUGGAGGUUUUUCACAGCGGCUCAUAGUGGGGCACAGUGUGUGAUGCAUGCUGGGAUAUGAGAGCUGCCAGUGUCCUCUGUAGACAGCUGAAUUGUGGGAUUGCUGUGUCUGUUGUGGGAUCAGACUGGUUUGGAGAGGGAAGUGGUGAAAUCUGGGCUGAUGUGUUUGAUUGUGACGGGAAUGAAACCACCCUGUGGAGCUGCUCUUCUCCAGGCUGGGGAAAACAUGACUGUCAACACAAGGAGGAUGUAGGAGUCGUGUGCUCAGAGUUUAAAAAGAUCAGGUUAACUGAUGGCUGUGAAGGGAAUCUGGAGGUUUUCUACACUGGAUCCUGGGGUAAUUUAUGUUAUAACCAGAUGGACAGAGACACAGCGAGUCUGAUCUGUCAAGAGCUGAACUGUGGAAGAUCUGGCAGUGAACCCAGUUAUUCAGUGGGACUAAGAUCUGCUCCUAAUUGGUUAGAUCAUCUUAAAUGUCGAAAACAUGACAAAACUUUGUGGCAGUGUCCAUCUUUACCCUGGGGCCAGAACAACUGUUAUGAUAAUGAGGUGGCCAGUAUCACUUGCUUUGAGGAGGAAAUUCACGAGUCUCUGCGGAGCCAUCUGACAUGUUCAACAUCAUCUCACCAGAGGCAGUGUUCAAAUCAUGUUCCUCUCAGACUGAGUGGAGGGGAGGGUCGGUGCACUGGGAGGCUGGAGGUGUAUCAUAACGCUGUGUGGGGCUCAGUCUGUGAUGAUCAGUGGGACAUCAGCGAUGCUCAGGUGGUCUGCAGGCAGCUGGGUUGUGGAGCAGCACUGAGGGCUGAUGGGAAUUCAACAAUUAGUGCUGGUGAAGGUGUUGUGUGGCUGAACAGAGUCGAGUGCAGAGGGAAUGAGAUUCACCUGUGGGACUGUCCUCUCUCCCUGAAUAACCACACUGACUGCUCCCACAAAGAGCACGCUGGACUCACCUGUGCAGGUUUGCCAGAUGUGUCAGUGUCCACUAUUCCUGCCACAACAACAUCAGCUUCUCCUCCAGUUUCUCCUCCAGUGCGCUCAACAUCAGUCGCUCCUCCACAAACUCCCCCAGCAGCGUCUCUCUCCGUCCCCCCAGUGCUUGUGAUUGUACUGGGAGUUGUGCUCUUACUGCUCUUAGUGCCACUGCUUAUACUGAUUCAGCAGAACAGAGUGAUGAGGAGAGCUCUCUCUAAGAGGAAACACAGGACGACGACUGAGGCCAUUUAUGAGGAGAUUCAGCACAGACCCAUUAAUAGACACGGGAGAAUGUAA